This is a messenger RNA of Paraphaeosphaeria sporulosa, 1389 nucleotides long. Its product is annotated as histone acetyltransferase GCN5. The record is from RefSeq and is a predicted model, not a curated record. The coding region runs from base 1 to 1389 and encodes 462 amino acids. Gene Ontology annotation, molecular function: protein binding; histone H3 acetyltransferase activity. The transcript has 3 exons. Gene Ontology annotation, cellular component: histone acetyltransferase complex. Gene Ontology annotation, biological process: positive regulation of transcription by RNA polymerase II; chromatin remodeling. NCBI's taxonomy places the organism in Eukaryota, Fungi, Ascomycota, Dothideomycetes, Pleosporales, Didymosphaeriaceae.
AUGUCGGCGCGCGAGAACAGCGACCGCCUGCGCACGACGCUGGGCUAUGCGUCGAGCUCGCCCCCGAAACUGCCCACUUCCCCGCCGUUCUCGUCGCCAGAUACGCUACGAGACACUCCCCCAAAAGCCCCCGAGGCUCCUUCCCCGUCGACCUCGCCCGACAUCCCCCUCAGCCGACUCAGAGCUCGCCAUUCACGCCCCACUCUGCCCAAGCGCAAGGCCGCCGCGCCUCUGAACCCAGAAUCCCCCUCAAAACGACCGAAGCAAGAUAGCGAAACGCCCGAAGCUCCGCCGCAGCCGAAGAAGCUCAUACCCUUUCCCGAGAAGCCCGCCGUCAUCGAAGAGCGAGAGGGCGAUAUCGAGUUCAGGGUGGUCAACAAUGACGGCAAGAGGGAGAGCACCAUCAUCCUCACUGGUUUGAAGUGUAUCUUCCAGAAACAGUUGCCCAAAAUGCCCAAGGACUAUAUUGCACGUCUGGUGUACGACCGCACUCAUUUGAGCAUAGCGAUUGUGAAGAAGCCGUUGGAAGUGGUAGGAGGCAUCACGUAUCGCCCUUUCCAUGGGCGCCAGUUCGCCGAAAUCGUCUUCUGCGCCAUCUCCUCAGAUCAGCAAGUCAAAGGCUACGGCGCUCACUUGAUGUCCCAUCUCAAAGAUUAUGUCAAAGCUACCUCGGACGUUAUGCACUUUCUUACCUAUGCCGACAAUUAUGCUAUCGGCUACUUCAAGAAGCAAGGGUUCACCAAGGAAAUCACACUGGAAAAGUCGCGCUGGAUGGGCUAUAUCAAGGAUUAUGAAGGCGGAACAAUCAUGCAGUGUAGCAUGGUCCCCAAGAUCCGCUACCUCGAAUCCGGGCGCAUGCUCCUCAAACAGAAAGAAUGCGUCAAUGUCAAGAUUCGGAGUGUCUCAAAAUCCUUUGAAGUACACGCACCACCCCCGCAAUGGAAGAACAGCCUCACCAAAAUCGAUCCCCUUACAAUCGCAGCGAUCAAACGUUCUGGUUGGUCGCCCGCCAUGGACGAGCUUGCACGUGCACCCCGCCAUGGUCCAAACUACAACCAGCUUCUCCACCUGCUCAACGAUCUGCAAAACAACAGUAAUGCAUGGCCGUUCCAGCAGCCCGUGAACAAGGACGAGGUUCUCGAUUACUACGACGUUAUCAAAGAGCCGAUGGAUCUGGCCACCAUGGAGGAGAAGCACGAAAAGGAUCUAUACCCCACACCAGAAGACUUUGUCCGCGAUGCCAAGUUGAUUUUCGACAACUGCAGGAAGUACAAUAACGAGAGCACUCCCUAUGCCAAGGCCGCGAAUCGGUUGGAGAAAUACAUGUGGAGCAGGAUUAGAGAGAUUCCCGAAUGGGCCCAUCUCGAAGCGGACUAUGGUGGGAAGUGA